GGCGCUGUCACUGUUAUGGUCCUGUCAGGGCGCCGGCGUCGUGGUGCUUGGGAGCUCGCCACCGGCCGGGCUCCGGUGCGACCUCGUCGGGAGCAGCCGAGUGGCCUGGCUCGCGCGUCUCCGCCCUCGUCCCAGCUCGCGCCUCCAGGCUCGCAGGCCGCCCGCUAGCACGGUCGUCACCGUGCGAGGACCCGGGCCCAGCCGCGCCCCAGCACCGCCGUGGGCUCCGAGGCCGGCGGGAUGCAGCCUCCGGGCCCGCCCCCGGCCUAUGCGCCCGCCAACGGGGACUUCACCUUCGUCUCCUCGGCGGACGCGGAAGAUCUCAGUGGUUCUAUAGCAGCCCCAGAUGUCAAAUUAAAUCUCGGCGGAGGUGGAGAUUUUAUCAAAGAAUCUACAGCUACCACAUUUCUGAGACAAAGAGGGUAUGGCUGGCUUCUGGAAGUUGAAGAUGAGGACCCUGAAGAUAACAAGCCACUUUUGGAAGAAUUGGACAUUGAUCUAAAAGAUAUUUACUACAAAAUCCGUUGUGUUUUGAUGCCAAUGCCAUCGCUUGGUUUUAAUAGACAAGUAGUGAGAGACAAUCCUGACUUUUGGGGUCCACUGGCUGUUGUCCUUUUCUUUUCAAUGAUAUCAUUAUAUGGACAGUUUAGGGUGGUCUCAUGGAUUAUAACUAUUUGGAUAUUUGGUUCACUGACAAUUUUCUUACUGGCUAGAGUUCUUGGUGGAGAAGUUGCAUAUGGCCAAGUUCUUGGAGUGAUAGGAUAUUCAUUACUUCCUCUCAUUGUAAUAGCCCCUAUACUUUUGGUGGUCGGAUCUUUUGAAAUGGUGUCUACACUUAUAAAACUGUUUGGUGUGUUUUGGGCUGCCUACAGUGCUGCUUCAUUACUCGUGGGUGAAGAAUUCAAGACCAAAAAGCCUCUCCUCAUUUAUCCAAUCUUUUUAUUGUACAUUUAUUUUUUGUCCUUAUAUACUGGGGUGUGAUCCAAGUUGUACAUGAGUUGAAAAAGAUGGUGUUACAUUUGUAUUGAGCUGGGAAUUCUUGCUGAAGGGGUUGGAAAAAACAUAACUAGUAAAAUUUUAUACAUUCCAGUUAGAAAGGCAGGUUUAAAGUCUUUUUAAAACAAUAUUUUUUUGUAUUUAAGUAAUUGCAGUUAUCUGGGAUUCUUUGGUCAGAAUUCUGAAUUCUGUUUGGUUCUUCAUAUUCCACGAAUAAAUAAAAAGUGUUGUGUUUU
Molecule: messenger RNA, 1232 nt
Organism: Chionomys nivalis (European snow vole)
Lineage: Eukaryota; Metazoa; Chordata; Mammalia; Rodentia; Cricetidae
Gene: Yipf4
Product: Yip1 domain family member 4
Exons: 6
Coding region: 241-981 (246 amino acids)
Biological process (GO): vesicle fusion with Golgi apparatus; endoplasmic reticulum to Golgi vesicle-mediated transport
Cellular component (GO): trans-Golgi network; membrane
Source: RefSeq, a predicted model, not a curated record